Molecule: messenger RNA, 7363 nt
Organism: Anguilla rostrata (American eel)
Lineage: Eukaryota; Metazoa; Chordata; Actinopteri; Anguilliformes; Anguillidae
Gene: ccdc136b
Product: coiled-coil domain containing 136b
Exons: 9
Coding region: 777-2093 (438 amino acids)
Biological process (GO): acrosome assembly; single fertilization
Cellular component (GO): acrosomal membrane
Source: RefSeq, a predicted model, not a curated record
UGCAGUUCUGCUAGCAUACGCAGCUGGAUAGAGGUUGCAGUUCUGUUAGCAUACAAAGCUGGUUAGCAUCUGCAGUUCUGUAAGAAUGCGAAUUUGGUUAGGGGCUGCAGUUCUGUUAGCAUACGAAGCUGGUUAGUGGCUGCAGUAUUGUAAGCAUGAGUGGCGCAUCCUCUCGGUUUACGCAGAGACGUGCCGCAACCACAUCCAACCGCGAUCUGGAUCUUGAUCUUGGCGCCCGGGACCGGGCUCGUGUUUGUAGAGGAACACCAGAGUAAUGAGUCUGGACGCGGCUGACUCAGGGUCGGAGGAUUGGGCUCAGCCGCAGCGCAAGCUGUCACCGGGAGCGGGAUUGCCCGGACUUGGCUCGGAAGACCGAGGCGUGUGCAGUCGGGGGACCAAUUUCCCCGAUGACUCCUGUCACUGGCAGCGCUUGCCACCUGUGGCUUUUAAUUUUGUUACUACGUUACAUUAUUAUUCAUUAGCGCGAACCCUUCCGACGUCCGUUUGUAAAGCGUCCCGCUGUUUUGGAAUGUCACAUCUGACGCGCUCUCUGCUGGCAGUUUAAGCAGUUUGUCUCUCACAGGGGAGAGGCAGAUGCUACAGAACCACAGCGCUGCAUCUGGGAUUACAGUCGGUCGACUUUCCCCCCGUAUCACAGCUGGUUCUGGCAACACUUUUCGUAACGUGUUGGCCGCGUUGUUGCAGUGUUGCUAUGCUACGACGUCUCUGCAGCACGCCGAGACGACACUUGCGACCUGAAAUUUGACAAAACAGUCAUGGGAGAUGAGCUAACUGUCAAGGAGAGGGAGGUGCUGGAGGAGAACAAGCGGAGGAAGGAGAAAGAGGCGGAGGGCACCGAUGUGGACAAGGAUCAUGGGGAGGAGGAGAAGGGCGUGAAGGAGGAGAAGCCGGAGGACGGGGAGGAGCGGAACGAGGAGCUGACGUCGGAGGAGCAGGAGCUUGAGGAGCUCAGGGCCCAGGUCCUGCAGCUGCUCCUCGAGCUGGAGGAGGCCAGGGAGGUGUCCCAAAAACACGAGGAGAGCUUCCUAGAGAUGCAGGGCCUUCUAGAGGACGAGCGUUUGUCUAGCGCCCACCAGGCUGAGGCUUUCACACGGCAGAUCCAGCGGCUGCAAGCCCAGCUGCGCUCAGUGCAGGAGGAGAUGGACAGCCUGGAGGAGGAGAAGGAGAGCGAGCUGGCAGAGGCGCAGGAGGAGCUGCGGGCGGCGCAGGAGGAGGUGCUGGAGCUGCAGCAGGCGGCGGAGGAGGCGGCGGCGGAGCGGGAGAACGACAUCGCCAGCCUGCAGGAGGAGCUGUGCCGCCUGCGGGCCGAGCUGCAGCGCCUGCACGCCGCCACGCAGGAGUACGAGCUGGAGAUCACCACGCUGCGCGCCGAGCUCGCCAUGAAGAGCCAGCGGCGGCAGGAGGAGCGGCGCGAGGGUGACGUGGGCCAGCUGAAGGAGGAGUGUCGCACUCUGAAGGACGAGUGCCAGGCCCUGAAGGACGAUAACAGGCAGCUGUCGGAGAGGCUGCAGCUGCUGCAGCUGCACAGGAAAGGCUCCAACGACGUGUACCUGGCCCUGAAGGAGGAGGACGAGUCGGAGGCGGGGGCGACGCGGGCGACCGGGAAGAGGGACGUGGGGGGCGGGUCCGACGAGGAGCUGACCGGCAGCUACAUGAGCAUGACCCAGCCCAAAGCCAACUGCCGGCUGGUGGACGCGUCCAUCCAGAAGAACAUCUCCUUCGACGGGAAGCCCGUGACGCCCACGAGCUGGAACGGGGGCUUCGCCGAGAUCUUCUCCCUCCGGGACCAGCUGAAGCUGGCCGAGGAGAGGGCCGCACAGGUGCAGAGGGAGUGUGACGGGUUGAAGGCGGAGCUUCAGGAGCUGCAGGGCCUGUAUGACUGCAGUCAGCGGGAGAGGGCGGAGCUAGAGAGCGAGCUGCAGCGCUACCGCGAGGAGCUGGGCAGACUGAUGGGGAGGAAGGCGCAGAGCUCCACCCCCCCGUCUGAGCCCCCUGUUCUCUCCAUCCCCUUCAUAGGAAUGAUUGUAAUAGUGGCCCUGAUUUGGUGUUGGUGGUCGGAGCUCUCGUCCUAGAGAGGAGAAGGGGAGUGAGGGAGACUGGACUCCAGUGCUGGCGGUUGCCGUGGCAGCAGCUGUGUUGCUGAUUGUCCCCAGUUUGUCCAGAGCUUUGUCCUGAGGAGCCAGCCGCGUGCACCCCCACGGUGAUGACACGGCCCCUCUCGCCUCACUCCCAUUGGACACUGGAUGCCUGCAGGCUACUGGAUAUGCAUGUGUGGUACCAGUCAAACCCGAGCUGCAUCCUCUUCCCCCCACUGACUGCUCAUGUUCCCUCUCUGACUCUUUUACCUGUGCUCACACACCAGUGCUUCGGUUCUCCACCAAUAGGGUGGCUUACAUUCCAGUGCUUCAACUUUCAACCAAUAGGAUGGCUCAGAAACCAGCUCUUCACCAAUAGGGUGGGGGGAGGGACCCCCUGAGGAUUUAGCGGAAGACACUUUUUGUUGACUUUUUUCCUCUUUCUUUGUAUUUUCACGAUGCACAGCUCGGCUACAUUUAUAUGUUCCUUUCCUUAUUGAUUUACUUGCUGUCAUGUGUAUUGCUAACUGAAGACGAUGUGCCUCGUGCGUUCCCUGAAAUGUAAAAGGAAAAAUUAUUUGCGAAAAUCGUUUUGCGCUGAGUUUUUAUUUUAAUUGUUUUUUUUUUUUUUUACCAUAGAGAAAAGGCUAAGUCCAAAACAGAUAAGGUCACUCUAUUGGGGGAAGGUUGGGGGGGAUUUUAAACCUGUCACUGAUGAAACACCUCUGAAGAGAGAAUGGGGGGAACCCAGUGCUUUAAAAAAAUCAUUUCUUCAAUCUCUUAUCUCUGUGAUGUAAUUUUUCUUACUUUUUUUUUUUUGCUCUCAUGGAUGCCUUCUUUUUCUUACGUUGAUUUUUUAGAAAGAAUGACAACGUGAAAUACGUUUUUACUCGUAUUUGUUUUAGUGCAUGCUCUGUACAGUUUCAGUAAAACUAAAAUGCUGAUGCAUGAAUAUUGCUCUGGAAGUUUGAUCUGAUGCGUUUUGGGAUCGGGGUUGUGAACACAUUAGCCUCGUGGUGCAGGAUGCGUCAGAGUGUGCUGCGGCGGCGUCUCUGUCCUGAGUGGAUGCGGUGUAUCUCCAGGGCUUUCUCUCUCUUGACUCGUUCUCAAUGCACGCUCGGCACGAGCGGUGUGUUCGCAAGACACUGCGUUACAUCCCAUAAUACGCACACUUUAUACGCACGGUCCUCCCUGAUCGGGCUGAUGACGAGGACACAAAUAGUCCACCGUGAUAGGCCGUCCUGAAAUCAGAGGUUCUCAUUAGGUCGUUGUUUGGUCGAAAUUGGUGCAGUUUUGGACAGUGAUAAUUGCUCCCCGACCUGUUUACCUGUUGAUCGAGCUCGAGGUGGGAGAGACAAAUUGCGCUGUCAGGCAUCUAUCUGAAAAAGACAUGUUCCCUCUCCCCGGUGGCCUUUCAUCAUUUGGAUAGAUGCGUUUUCAUUAAGUGUAAUGGCCGCUAUUAGAGUAAUUGAGCAUUUCUAUUUUUCAUCCGUUAGCAGAGACAGUUUUAUAGCACACGGUCUCGGAAAGGCGGAUUUUUACAUUCGCUAGUCGUGCAAGGCCGGACGUUUUAUUAUUGUCAAAAGUGACAAUGAACUAAACUGAUAUUUGAUCGGUUUUUAAUUCAUCUCACUAAUGAGAUUAUUCGCAGCAAUGGUUUCCGUGUGUGUAAGGGGAGAAUAUACGCUCAAUGCAAUCAUCUAAAAGCACAUCCAUUUUUUUUAAAGGAGGUCCGCGUGAUUUCGAUGAACACACGUCUUUCUGUGCAAAUGUGAAAGAAGUUCUGCUUCUGCAAGGCCUGUAUUUUUGCUGCUUUUCCCUCUAAAAUUCUUCACGCCCCGAGCCAAUGCUAAGCUUAACUAGAACCGGACUUCAUCGUCAGAUGAGACCAAGCUUUAGCUUUAUGGCCAUUCGGACGAGUGGCAGGAUUCGCAUUGGAAGGCAGAUGCUUCUGCUGAAAAGAGCAUUAUGCGUACGGUGAAAUACUGUGACGAACCUUUGAUGUUAUGUAAAACGAUCUUUGAUGUUGUUUCAUUAUUACUGGUCCCAGGGGUCCCCUUGUUAAGGCCAAUGUCAACUCCAGUGAGUACCUAGAUAUUUUGGGCAGAAACCUGGCAUCUCCCUGCGAUCUUUCAGCGAGACAACAAUCCCAAGCCUACCUCAAAACUAUUGAGAAAAUUGUAUUGUCAGUUUACGAUAUAUUUUUCCCUUUUUUUGAGCGUGCAAUAUAGAUCAAUGCAUUAUUUAUUUUAUACAGUCUUUUUAGUUCAUCUUUAUCAAGGGUGUGCAAGCAUAUGUAGGGCACUCUUUUUUGAUGAUUUGUCAGCCUUUACUGCCGGUAUGCAAUAUUUUGUGAAAAAAAAAAAAAUUAUUUUUAAAUUUUUUAGGCCAAACACUUUUCCCUUAAGCCCAAGAAUAUGGAUGUAGAAGAGGAGGGGGUUUGAUUCAGAAUUUUUUCUUAAUUGGAUUAAAAAGAUGUUUUUGUGAAUACAUGUAUCUUAUUUAAAAAGGCAUCCGGGAAAAUGGUAAUUUGAUGAACAAAAAAUAUUGUUAUGCCUUUUGAUAAACGGGAAUUAUUCUGUGUAUAUAUAGAGAGGUAUUGUUCAUUUAUUGUAUAAUGCAUGAAAAUUCUUUUUAGUUCUCAUUUUUAUUUCCUGACCAAAUGUUUUUGGAUAGUUGUUAAUAAUUGUACCCUCUCAGUCAGAAUAUUCUUACAAUAAUUAUGCUUUUAUUAUUUUGUGAGUAGCGUAUGACCAUCUAAUUGCGAUGACAUAAUUUGAAGCUAAUUUAAAUUGCUGCUUGCAUCACACUCUUGCUUCGGUUUGACAAAGACAGCAUUGAGUCAUGAUAACUUUUACCAAAAUCCAUACAGUUGGCUUUUAAAAUGUGGCAGUUGACAUUACAAUUAGUAAGAAAUUAUAGAGCUGUGUAAAAACAAAACUUUCUCUACUCUAGAAAUAUCUCCUUCUCCCAGCCUCUUCCCGAAAAGGUCUUGAGGCAGAGACAAGCUUUAGACAGAUUGGAAGAACCACCCAGCUGACUCAAUGACAUUGAUACGAUAUUGAAGUGGCGUCAUGGCGAUGAGAUAAUGGUGCUGUAAAGACACUGUAGAGCUAUGAGAAUUUUAUAUUUGCUGGGUGAAGACCAUUAAUCAAGAAGCAGUGAAGCAGCUAGAGAUAAUAAUGAAGGACCAAACAUGCCCUUGUAAAACCCUUGGGCUGGAAUCUUCUUGUAAUUGCUAUGACAAAUAUUUGGAUCCAAUUAUCUAUCAUAGAUUUUCCCACACUCCCCAAAAAAGGAUGUGAAUUGCAGAUGUACAGUAUAUGACUGGUUUUGUGUUUUAAAGCACUGAUUAUGAAAUGCCUGAUUGUUUUCUUCAGGUGUUCAAAAUCAUGUGAGGUUGGUUUACUGUGGAAUGUAAACUCUUCUAGACCGGCGUACAGAAAAUGCCAGACACCCGCCUCCCAUCACCUCUGAUGUCAUCUGACCAAUGUGUCACAGAGGCCUGAAUUUAAUCAAAAAUUGUCCUUAAUUUUGCCUUACACACGUACUUGCCCUUAUAUCUCUUUCAGAAACACCAUUGGGCGAGUUCUACAGUUAGCAAAAAUUAAACGAACACUUGCGUGUACUCCUAAAUCAAAGCUAAGUACGAAUUUUGAUGGAACCCAAGCCAGAGAAUAGACUUUUAAAGAUUUUACAGCCCAGCCUGCGCAACAUAAUGAAAAACAGACUAAUCUUGAGUUUAAACGCAGGUGCUAUAGAGUGCUACUUAGUCUAUGUGCAUAAAUUGAUCGUGUAUUGUACACAAGUACAUGUAUAGAAUACAGUAAUGCUAGAUAUGUACUUCCACUGGAAUGUAAAUCCCUUUAGUGAAUGUCAAACAUGUAAAUAAUAUUUUGAAUGUACAUAGAUAGUGAUGUCUUCCGUUAUAAUAUUUUUUUUCCAACCUAGUCAACUGUGACAGAAGCUUGUAUUAUGGUUAAAAUGAUAAAGUGAGUUUGUUGUGAUUUUAUUUAUGGGAAGGUUCAUGAUAAUUAUAAAUGAUAUUUAAUUUGCAUUGUAUUGUAUGUGUUUUUAAUUAAAUAGUGAACUUGAUAAAUCAUUUAUGUGUAAUUGCAGUUAAAAUGCUUUAUAUUAAACACAGAGGUUUAUUGAUACUGCUUAUGAAAUAAAUAUGUCAUGAUAACCAGUUUAAAAUUAAUAGUUUACUAAUGAUGUGAGAUUUUAAUUUGAAUGCAUCUACAGUGAUCUUAGCAUAGAAACCUUUCAAAAGCAGCUAUUUUUGCAUGUUAGUAGAUGGUAGAUCUUGCAUGCAAAAGCAUAGCUAGUACAUAGUUGCUAUAGUUGUGUAAUUACUAUAGUUCCUAUAAUCAUGACAUGUUUACUGUGAUUGCAUUAAUGCUACUGCAUGGAGAUUCCUAUACUUCCAGAAUUACAACAUUGAAACAGCAAUACUGUACAUUUGCAUCUUUUUCCAUGUGUAUUCGUUUCUAUAUAGCUUAAAUUGGAGGUAUUCUAUUAAGAUCCUCAAGUUGGUUUUGGGCAGAUUUAUAUUUUUUUGACAUUUGAGAAUUUAAUAAAAUAAUGAAUCAUCCUCUGUUACAAAGCUACAAAUAAUCUCCAAAUAAUUCAUGUUUUGUAGGCAGGACUUCUGUAUGUCCCCUAAAACAAGCUGAAAUUCUUCCAGGUUUGUAGUCAGUGAAUAGUAGACCCUUAGAGGUUUGAUUACAGAAAGAAUUUGGUUUAUCUAAAAUAUCUUGGCCCCCAGCUUUCCCCUCUUCAGUACUCUGCACAAAACAACACCAGAUAAUGUUAAUCCCAUUACACACUUCAGAUGUAGCUCAGAUCAACAAACUCCAGUAAAGCUCACUGACUGUAUGUGCACUUCUUCUGUUCUGUGUCUGUUAACAUGAAACGAAAUGGACUCCAGUACUAAGCUUCUCCGAAUGGUUUCCAUAAGAAGUGCUUUUGCCGGCCUGACUGUUCUGUAUGUACCCUGAAAGCUCAAAUAUAUGGAGAAACUGUUUGUCUCUGUAUGAGUAUGUAUGAGUGUCUGUCCGUCUCUGUAACAUAGCAAAGAGAUUGUACUGUCAAGUGAUCAUUAAAUUGUGUGUAUAGUUUCUAAAACUGUAACUUAGCUUCACUUUACUUUAUUGUUAGGCUUUGUUGUUUCAAAGACAAUUGUGAGUAUUUUAGUAAAAAGAAAAACAAAUACUGUAUAUUUUGUAAAGUAUUUGGAAAAAUAAAGUACUUUAUCCUUACUCUUA